AUGGAGGGGGGCGGUAGACAGGUGAGGCGCAUCACAGCACUUUUUGCCAUGAACAGCUCAGGUCACCGAACGGGUGUUUGCUGUGUGUGGUCGGGGCGUGGGUGCAGCGCAAGAGGACCCGUCACAGUGAGGACGCGCCGGCUGCGGCUUCGUCUUCGUCUGCUGGUGGUGGUGUUGAGAGUGACGAGGAGCGCCAGCGACGGGAGGAGAGGGAGCGAAACCUUCGGCAACAAAUCACUGACACGGUGAGCCAGCCACCGACGCACUGAGGGCAUACACACUGAUGGAUAUCCUCUGCCGUCCCAUCUGCUGUGUUGCUGUACUUCAGGAGGGCCUUCUCAGCUACAUGAUGGCCUUCCUUCCCGUCAACCUUAUGGUGCAGCUGGCCAAGUCCAUCUGGCAGCACGCCGCGCCCGACCUCUCAGACGUCACCAUCAGCUCGGCAACCAGGGAGGAGCGGUCGUUUUGGCAGCACGUCCAUCUCGCCUUCGUCACCCAGCUGGCCGCCCGACUCACCCGACUCACAACCAUCACCCUCCGGUACCCUGACGGGUUCCGCCUCUGGUGUUUCGACGUCUUUGUGGCCAUCAUCGAGGGCCACACUGCCGGCCGACGGGCAGCCAACCUCACCGGAGGGACACUGCACAUCAUCGCUGUCAAAAGAGGCGUUCGGCUGAUCGGCACGGCGAGGCAGACGGUCGCGAGGACUCACCCAUCCCUCCCAGCCCCUCUCGACCCGCCCCCGACCCUCCACGCACUCACCACCAUUGCCGGCCUGCGAGACGACCAUGAGGAGCUGGCCGAGCGGGGCUGGCUGGUGCCAUCACUCGCCGUCGUGCGGCAGGAGGGGUGGGACGCCGACAGAUUGAGCCAACUCAUCAGCUCGUCCCGCUCCCUGUGGUGUGUGGACGGGACGUUUGUCGGUGAGGAGUGGGCGGAUGUGUUUGAGGACAUCCCUGCGACACCGGCUGGGCAGCAAGGAGGGCCACUCGCACAGCUUGAGGAAAUCGGCACUAUCCUGGUCGAAGGCGACGAUCUGGCCGGCCUCAACCGGCUUCAGGUGACCACAAAGGGCAGGACGGCAGGGCCCGUGGAUUGGCUCAUGAUGUCCUUCCUGUAUGUGUGUUCUUGCCUUCAGGAAGCGCUCGUUGCGCGUGGUUGUCGACGGUCACUCAAGCAGCUGCACGUGGAGUUUGGUGCCGCACGCAUCGACCGCCACACACUCCCCUCGCUGCUGGCCCUGGAUCGGCUCGUCGGCACGUGCUGGCGACUGGACGCCGAACUCAUACUUGAAGUCACCACCACCAGCCGUUUCGACUUCGACCUCUCCAUGUUCUACGACACCGACUUUCCCACCCGCCCCUCACCCUCACUCAAGACCAUGCUCCAGCAGCUGGCACGGCAGGCCCAGUGGGUGAAGUACAUCCUCUCUCAGCAGGACCUCAUCGACAACCUCGGCAGCCCCAGCCAAUCGGCCAUCGACAUCGUAUCCAGCCUCUCAUUCCGUCAGGCCUAUGCGGUGGCAGCUGGCUAUGCCCCUGGCUUCGACCCCCCGGCCAACACCCCCUCGCCCCACCCCGCCAUCAUCACCCACAUGCAGCCGUUGCCGAAAUUCUCAGAGGUGCUCACGUUCCUGUGUGUCCAGAGCAAAUUGCGUGGUGCUGCCGCCCGGCUAUUCGCCACCAAGAUGCCAAGGAAGAUCGAGAGGGUGGUCAUCGGAUACCUGUCGAGUGGUGAGGAGAAGGUGGGCGUGUUAACGGCUUUGGGGAGUGAGAGAGAGGUGGGUACGGUGGAAAUGAGGCAGGUAGACGUCGACCAGCUGGUUGGGGCGGCCGAUGGAUUGCCGACGAUCAGAGAACUGGAAUUCACCCUGACACGUACGCCGAGAGGGAGAUGAGGGCAUUAGUGUCCGUCCUCAUUGCUGCCUUGUGUGUGUUCCCUCCCCUUCAGUGCCCAAUGGUGUGGAGGAUGCCGGCAGCUUCGUCCGCACCCGCCUCUCGUCUGUGAUCUCGCACAUCAGGGGCCUCCGGCGUGUGAGGCUGGAGGUCGCCGCCACGACAGCUGAUCAGCGUGCUUCCGUCGAGACCUCCGUCGCUGUGGGCACCAACAUCGACGGCUUCAUUAUUACACGCAUAUUCAACAACACUUGGCUGACAAUAACUGCAGUUCGCAAUGCCUGAGGUGAGGGAACGGCACUCGUAGGGGCUGAUUGUGUGACCGUGUUCACGUGUGACCUCUGUGUGUGUUGAUGGUGGUCUGUCAGGCCGGCUAUUGUGUGUGGUGGGUCAUUCAUAGCGGAGGGGCAGUGGGGCCUUCUUAGCUGACGACUCUUAUGUGCUGCAUAGCAUAGCUGCGAUGUGUGUGUUCGUAUUGAUGGCGGCUGCCUUGCUUGCAAUUGCUCGGCGCGGCGGACCCAGACAUAUGUCUGAUGCUGCAGCUGAUGUGUUAGCAACGUAUGUGGCUGGACGUUUGAUGUGCGGAUGAGACCGAUCGAUGGACCGCUUGGAUCGAUUUGUACACAUCAACCGUAUCUGAC
Molecule: messenger RNA, 2536 nt
Organism: Vitrella brassicaformis
Lineage: Eukaryota; Vitrellaceae
Source: the annotation of a GenBank genome assembly